Messenger RNA from Nerophis lumbriciformis (worm pipefish), 765 nucleotides. The record is from RefSeq and is a predicted model, not a curated record. Lineage: Eukaryota; Metazoa; Chordata; Actinopteri; Syngnathiformes; Syngnathidae.
AUGGCUUCAAGAUUGGAAAUCAACUUCGUCCGGUUAUUGUCCCGCUGUGAGUCAAUAGCUUCGGAAAAACGGGGUGAGACCGAAUGGAGGCUGGAGAAGUAUGUUGGUGCCUUGGAGGAGAUGCUGGUGGCUCUGAGGAAAAGCAUGAGCAAACCCACACCAGAAGUGCUGACAGAAUACACACGAAAGGUGGAUUUUCUGAAAGGCCUUCUAGAAGCAGAGAAGCUGUCGUCACCAACUGAAAAGGCGCUAGCCAAUCAGUUCCUCGCCCCUGGCCGAACACCCACAAUUGCCAACGAGAGGAUGGCUGCUACUAAAACUGUUCACAUACAGUCAAAAGCCCGAUGUACAGGGGAGAUGAGGGAUGAGCUGCUUGGCACGGGUUUUUCAAACAAAGAAACAGAUUUGCGAAACAGAAGAGGUCUUCCUCUUGACGAACGCCAGUCAGCCGCAGAGUUGGACGCCAUCUUGCAGCACCAACACAACCUGCAAGAGAAGAUCGCUGAAGAUAUGCUCAACCUGGCUAGGAACUUAAAAAACAACACACUGGCUGCCCAGAGCAUCAUCAAACAGGAUAAUCAGACCUUGGGCCAGUCGAUGCAUCAGGCCGACCUCAACUUUGAGAAGUUGAAGACUGAGUCGGAACGUUUGGAGCAACAUGCCAAGAAGUCUGUCAACUGGUUGCUGUGGCUCAUGCUCAUCUUGGUUUCCUUUACCUUUAUAAGUAUGAUCCUCUUCAUCAGACUCUUCCCUAGGCUCAGAUGA